This is a messenger RNA of Cotesia congregata, 753 nucleotides long. The record is from the annotation of a GenBank genome assembly. Lineage: Eukaryota; Metazoa; Arthropoda; Insecta; Hymenoptera; Braconidae.
AUGGAUCACGAACGAGGACAAAAUGAACAAAUUAUUGCUGGUAUAGAGAAAAUAGAAACAAUGUCAGAUAAUUCACUGCCUGAUAUUGCAAAUAUGAAUAUAAAAUCGCGUAUCAAUAAAAAAACUCAAGAUUUUAGUGAAGAACCUCUCACCAAUGGAUUACACAAUGGAAUUUGUAAUUCGCAAAAAAAUAUUUCUGUAGACCAUAAUCUAUUACCUGGAACACAAUCUAUGGAAACUAGUCAUUUAAAUAAAUUAGAUAAAGAAGAAGUAGCGUGUGUAGAUAGUAAAGACAAUGACAUAGAGUACGUUAGUUAUACAAAUGAACUUCAAAUGCCCGAUAUUAUGAAGUUAAUUCAAAAAGACCUAAGUGAGCCAUACUCCAUUUAUACCUAUAGAUAUUUUAUUCAUAAUUGGCCCAAACUUUGCUUUUUGGCAAUGCAUGGCAAAGAAUGUGUAGGCGCAAUUGUCUGUAAACUUGAUAUUCAUCGAAAAGUUAUAAAACGUGGUUACAUCGCAAUGUUAGCUGUAGAUAUAAAAUAUAGAAAACGUAAGAUAGGCUCAAACCUAGUAAGGAAAGCUAUUCGGGCGAUGGUCGAAGAUGAUGCUGAUGAAGUCGUUCUGGAAACCGAAAUAACAAAUCGAUCAGCUUUACGACUCUAUGAAAAUCUUGGUUUUGUCAGAGAUAAAAGACUAUUUCGGUAUUAUCUAAAUGGUGUAGAUGCAUUAAGACUUAAACUUUGGCUAAGAUGA